AGUAGUUUUCCGAAAAUUCUGUAAUUUGUGCACACAAACUCUCUCGAAUUUCUCUAAGGUAGAAAAUAGAAGUAUGAAAAAAUGCUAUUCUUUGGCUGCCGGAUAAAAAGGACCAUGUGUCUAAUGUGAUGAAUAUCGCCAAUUUGGUCAAGGGAAUGAUUUAUCUAGAUCCGAAAAAUGCAAUAGCUCAAAUCCAAGACUGAUAGCCGAUUAUCUCUCAUCCUAUUUUGCCUUCACUUCCUCCCUCUAGCCUGUAUGAUGAGUGAUAUUGACUCCGUCCAGCAAUGGCUACAAGAUCUACGUUGGAUGACCGAAUCGGAAUGUAUGACCGUGCUCCAAGGAAAGUCGUUGACGCAAGAUGGCAGUAGUCAAUCGCCGUCACCGCCGCCCAAGAGCCCAAAAGAGCACAUUGACAUAAUUCGAGGUCGUGCACACAUCAUCAGUCUGGAAUUCUCAAAGCUAUUCAAGAAAUUGGAUAAGGAUAGGUGGCAUCAUAUUCGGCGGAGUACCCAUCGACUUGUGGCGAAUUUGCGUUCCCUUGUCCACGAGUGCGACAGUGCCCUCCCAAUGUCUCCGCCACAUAUCUGGGAGUCAAUAGCCCAAUUUACGAGUCCUAAGUACUGUUGCUGGCUGCAAGAAGAGAUCGUAAUGGAAGGAUGUACGACACUGCAAGAUCUGACGCAGGAGUUCUACGACGAAUCCCGCCAUGACGAUCGCGUCCAUAGCCGUAUCUACGAUUUGCUAACAUAUCUGGGACAAGCAUUUAGUAAACUAGUCGACGGGGUGUUGGGCAGUUUGACGCAGAAUCUGAUCCACUGCAUCGAGACAAGUCCCAGUCCAAAUGCAAUAAAGUACGCCCUACUCGAUUUGAUCAGUCUCGGCCUGGAUGGCGAACACAUGUGCUACAUCAUUGCCAGGGAGCAAGGCAUCUCAUCGCUACUGGAACUGUGCAAGAAGGAACUGUUUAUAAGCCUGUGGCCACAUGCCCUCAGGGCAGUCGCGACUGUGUGCUGUGUGUCAGAAUGUGUUCAGGACUUGGAGAAGGCAAACGGUGUUGAGCAUCUGACUGAUAUUUUGAAUAAUUACUCAGUGACCGAAUAUACUCGAUCAGAAGCGGCAGGGGUCGUCGCUCAGAUUACAUCACCCUGCCUCGACCAUUAUCAUCAUCUCAAUGGAUUCUUAGAGAAUAUGGAGGAUCUGACCAGAUCAUUAACAGUAUUGUGUGUAGAAGCAUCAAGCCCAGAGGUCUUUCUGUUGGGGACUGCCGCCAUCGCUAACAUUACCUUCAUGGACAGUCUUGCCUGCGACUACCUCCUACAGUUUCACACUGCCAAAGUAUUAAUUGAUGCCUCACAGCUACAUAAAGCGGAAUCUCUCUUUGCCAAAGACCAGGUAGCAACUGUGUUGGCCAACAUGGCUGUUCACGAAAGUUGCUGUGAAGAGUUAAUGGAAUCCAACGGAUUUGAGCUUUUACUGCAAUUCUUACAAGAAUCUCCACUGAAUUAUAAAACCAAUUCUGAGAUAUCUGCAUGUGAGAGGGUACAGCAGAAAUCAGCCAUAGCGUUGACGAGAUUGAGUCGUGAUCCUGAUCACGCUUGGAUCAUUGUUAAGUGUCAGGGUCUCCCAAGAUUGGUGCAGUUAUGUCGUGAAGGCAAGGAACGCAACGAAAGUGACUCUGUUUUGGUUGCAUCUCUGGCUGCUCUGAGAAAGAUAGCUGCCGUUACUGGGACGCGACAUUUAGCAUCGGAGGAUGUCCAACAGUUGAUAAAACCAAGACUUUUAGAAUCCUUCUUAAUGUGCACGAAAUUGGAAGAGACAUUCGUAUGAAGUGACAAAAUCACAUAGGCUGGAAUAUAUCUGAGGUCAGAUUGAAGCAUAGUUCUAAUCAUGUUGUGAUUAUGGAUUAUAUCUUUGUCAUGGAUGGCUGCAACAUGGCAUGGGAGUCUCUGAAGCCUGCGAUGAAAUGUUGACUGACGUCCCAAGAUGCUAGGAGGAACAAUGAGAGACUUUAUUGCCAAUGGUUGCAGCACUGGGCUGGUACUUUUCAGUAUCAAAUUGACAUAGGAUCAGUUGAUCAGUUGAUUUUGACUGUAGCAACACCUCAUCCAUAUUGGUUGAAAGUUCCCCACUGGACAGUUGAUGGAGUCCCAAGUCUGCUUCUGGUAUUAUCUUAGAGUGAACAGGGCAGUCCGCAUGGUAGAGACAUUUAGCUGAAAUCUGAUCUGAUGAUAUACAUGUUUAUGUGUAUACUCUAAAACCUUGAAUACAAGGAAUGAUGCUCUGUCCCCAAUCAUUACAAUGGUUUUGAAUGGGGAUGGGCCAAUAAGUCGGGCAUUAUUCUUUUAUCAAUGGCAUGGGCCAAUGGAGUCGCAUGUGUUAUAAUCACACUCUGAUCUUGACUGACAUUGACAGUGAAACGAAAUCAACAUCACUGGUUAUAGUAGGCCAAUUUCUUCUAGUAAAAGAGACCCAUUGUAUUGAUAUUGAGGUUUUAGAAUCCCUCCUCCAUUGUAUUAUGAUUGGGGGCGGAGCCUCAUUCCUUGUAUUCGAGAUUUUAGAGUAUAAAAAAGUAUUGGAAUAAAUCCUCAGAUAAAGGUGGGGUGGGUAAAAACCAGUCCUGUUUUAGGGAUUUUCAGAAGAUCUCCGUUUGUGUUAACUGUUGAUCUGAGACUUUCAUCUACUUUACUGCCAUAAGUCUUAUGAUGGGGAGAUGUACUGUUGGUCAAUGAUAGAGGUAAACAAUUCUCAACUUACUGAUUUUGUCAUUAAGGAAUGCAUCCAUUUAAAAAUGGACGGAAAGUUGGAGCUGCAUGGUAACGCGUCAUUCCCCCGAAGUGUGUAUGAUUUGGAAUUGGCAGUAGAGUGGAUUGGGUUCACCUACUUUUGGUGCCAUAAUAUUCAAAUUAUCUCCUGGUGCCAUUGGAUAUGACAGACCUGCAAAAACUCCCUGACGCCAGUGACGGGGACAUUAUCUCGUUUGAUGAUGUCAUCUUGUAUAUUGACUUUAUUUAUUUAGACAUCAUUAUUUAUUAAGACAUCAUUAUUUAUUAAGACAUUUGUGAUGACAUCAUUCCGGCUGAUUGCAUUGUCUGGAAUUGCAUCCUCAUCCAUAUCUUGUAAAAUGCCAUUGUCUUCAUGUUGACAGUGCCAUAUUGAGUAGUCUAAUAUCGAUCCAAUAUGAUUGAUAAAACUUUGUCUGUAAAAAAAACAUGCUAAUAGCAAGAAUAAAGAAAAGACAAGUCUUUAUCAUGUUUAUGUAUUCUUGGUACCAGGUAUGUACCACACAAAUAUCAGAUUUUGAAAUAUAAACGAUUACACUUGUAUUUUUCAGUCUUUCAGUUUAAAAUAACUGACUGCUCCAAUGUACAUACAUGUAGAUGUGUCUUUGAAAUUUGAAAUUUGAAACGUGCCUAGUUAUUCGAAUUUAUUGUCCGACUUUAUUCAAAAGUGUAUUUUGAUCUUUUUAUAGGUGUGGCUUUACUUGUCAGUUUUUGCUCAAGUCUAAUGUAUUAAUAAACAUACAAAUGUUGUGUGUGCACUUCAUCAGGUGAAAUAUCAUGGAAAUUAGCGCGCAAUAUCCAUUCCUUAUCUCUAGAGGGCGUUGUAAUGUGAGAAUGCAUAAUAUGCUAUCUUCAUUUGGUGCCGAAAACCUGUGGCUGCUGUUGGGGAAAAUUGAUAUCUACAGGGUGGCCCAGAAUUAUUUUCCCUUGCACAGUAGAAAUCUUUUGUGUAUCAAUUGUGUGAGGGAAUACAAUUCUGGGCCACCCUGUAGAUAUGAUGAUCUGGUUAUGAUCAAGGAGGGAGGUAAUAGAAAUUGUAUAUUUAUCAGAUGCUGUAGGUUACAGAUUCUAUUAAUCUUAUUGUACUUGUACCAUUCCAUAAUGUAUUUGGAUCCUUUUGUUCUGAAUUGUCAUAAAUCAUUAGUGGUUUUGCCCAUUUAUGAUUAGCCUUUUUGGUUGUGGCAUAUAUGAGUGCGGCAUAUAUGAGUGUGUCAAUAUGCCUUCGUUGCAGCGCAUAUCUUUAUGAAUGGAGUAAAUCUGUCUAUUCAUAGGUCUGAAUUAUGCAGCCCAUCCCCUAUUUUAAAACGCGUUCAUUCAGUAAAGAGAGGUAGAUAACAUUCAGUUGAUCCUUAAAAAUGUUUACUCCCCCAUUUCAUUUGCCAGACUGUCUCAACAUCAAAUUGACCCUUGGCCUUACCUGCCUAAACGUGCUAAAAGCCACUUGCCUCUACCUUCACUGCCGGUAAGUCAGCAUGCAAAUGGUGAUAGGAAACAAUGCAGUGAACCUAUGGUACAUGUAGUUCCCAAACCUGGGGGGGGUCACUCUCUAUAACAUGCAUAGAGCAUCCUUGUACUUUUCAAAUUCAAAAGACCCCCUCCAGCUGGGCCCAACCUUUCCCAAUCUCCACCCCCUUUUGUAGGCAUGUUUUCCAUUCCCGCCCCCUCUUGCUGGCAAUUUUGGCAAGAGCCAUGGUCGAUUCUGCGGCGGUAAUUUUGAGGUCUAUGGCGUGGUGCGGGGUGUUGGCAAAGCUCUCUGUGCCCUGCGCGGGUCCAACACUCCCGUCCGAAAAAACACCCCCUAUCACACAUUUUUUGGUACAAGGAUAUGAAGAGUGACCACCUGGGUUCUCAAACUGUUUCCUCCCGUAGUCGAUGGCCCAUUUUGUACAUUGAUUGAUACUCCAUAAUGUAUUGGAACAAAGGUUGGUACCGGUAAAGUUUUUCUCUCAUACUCAUGAGAUAUAUUGUCAAUAUUAUUGUGAUGCUUAUCUUGGCUACCAGGUGAUGGGUUUUAAUAUUGAUUCUAAUAUAAUCUGCUGUUAAUUCUAAGUGUCUUACGCAAGAUUGCUUGAUUUUUCAGUCGAUGUUGUUAUUUGACAGUGGUUGUUGUAGAUUAGGGUCAAUAUGUUUGCCUGUUAUGCUCUUUGAGGACUUCAAAAUAUCUGGAUUUUGGACCCGGAUGAUUGCCUUAGUAAAAUCUGGAUUGCGCAUAUGAUCGGAUACAAAAUCUAGAAUUUUUAUUCAAACUUCUGUCAACCGUACACUGAUUCUCAGUCCGCAAAUUAGUAUAGCCAAGAUUUUCUCUUUUUGCUUGGGGUUCUUGAGUAUCAGUGAGCCAAAGGUUCACCAGGCAGGCAUCAUAAAAAUGCAGCAACUAUGUGGCAAGAACUGACUGCCCCUUUUGAUUCCCAGCCCACCCUGAAUUCGACUCUGAUCUUUGACAUGUAUUAUACAGCAUAUCAUUGGACCAUCCAUUCAUGUACCGGUAAAUAAUUAUGCCCUUGGUAAAGUAGUAGGGCAUAGUGACCAAAAGGUGGCACCAAAUUUCUAAAGGUUGCAAUGAAGUACAGAAAAAACAGUCAAAAGUACCUAUAGCAUAAUAAUGGACGAAAGUGCAACUUAUAAGUUCACCAGUCCUUGAUUUGAUCAGUCUGAGGGAAGAUGGUCAUUCAACUUAAAGGUUGACCAUAGGUUCCGCCAUUUUGGCUAGACCUCAAAAUCCUAAAGCAGUUUCUUUCCAAAUGAAUCGAAUGCUCAUUUAAAGGGUAACUCGUGUCAAAUUUCACCAUAUGAUGUUUUAGCUGUUUUUGACAAAUGACUACGUCACUUUCUCAUAAAUCGGUAAGGUUUUCUAAUCGAAAUGCAUAUUUUCUAGAAAUUGAUGGUUUAAUCCCGCCCGGACGGCUCGCUUCGGCGCCGUUUUCGUUGAUGACGUCACAACAUGAACAUUUUCGUGGUCGCGGUGGUUUACAAUCAGCAAUUUUAUAAUAAAUCUAAUCAAAAAUGGAAAAUUUGAGCUUUACAUUUGUGAUCAACAAUUAAAAACGGACGUAUUUCCGCAAAGUUGUAAAUCACAUCAUAGUAUCACUUUAAAUCAUGGGAGGCUGUUCUCUGGAAAGCAAAGAACAGACUCCCGCCCUUGAAAUGACCAUUCACUACGUUUUGAAGGAGUUCUCAUUGCUUUAGGAUUUCAAGUUUUAGCCAAAAUGGCGGUACUUAUGGUCAACCCUUAACCAACGUCUUUGGGGAGUAAUUUUACAUUUAGUGGUGUCAUCUCUCGGCUUGAUUAUUUCUUUAAUCACACCCAGUCAAUAAAAUACUUUCAUUUACAGUUACUCAGGGAUGAAUCUCAUAUAACGAAGUCACUUGCAUGUAAUACAUUGUAAUUCCAUAGUAUUAUAUAUCAAUAAUUAGCAUAAUAAUGCACCCUCAUCAACAUAUAAGUUCUCUGAUUAGCAUAGUAUUGACAUUAUAAGUCACAUAUAUCAUGUUUUGCAUAAAUAUCACUUCGUGGGGUCAUUAUGGUUGCUGCUUGAACCCUAUUCCUGUAAGGAUUUUUUAAACUAAAAGCUUAUAAUGGGUAAAUGCAGAACAUUCUGUGACUCCCAGCUCCCUCUAUAAGAAAAUCCGUCUUGACCCAUCAGACUUUAAAUUUCACGAAUUGAUCUACUCAUUUUCACCUACUAAUGAACACAUUAGAAUUGUGUGAAUUUUAAAUCUUGAAGCAUCAAGAUAAGAAUAUCCUGAUCCAAUCAUUUUAUACUCAUAAUAACAUUUUCAAACUUUCCCAGAAGACCAUCAGUUCGCGCCAAAAAAAAUCGGGAAAAGUGAACAUGUACAUGUAUAUCACAUGUAUUGUCUUGUUCUUGUUUUUGUGGUCAUUGUUGGUAGUCUUUAGAUUUUUCUGCAAAGGAAACAACUUGGCUGUUUGCUCGAGUAUUUUUGAGAGAAAAGUGUUUAGGUAAAGUAGAAGAAAGAUACAGGCAUUAUUUUGAUUGAUCUGGUUGUGGUCAUCUUGACCCGCAAUGUUAAUGCAUGAGAGUCAGGACGUGUUGUCUUGUACCAUUAGAAUCAUUGUUUUUGCAAGUGUGAAGUUUUUGCUUACAAGUGAGGUAACUUCAAAACUUCAACCAAGAUGAAAGUAAAAGUGAUCAUCGGUUGCAUCCAGACAUGUCGGAGCUUGAAAGCUUUCCAAAGGUUGGCCAAGAAAAACCUCCAUUCUGUUCUUUUUACUGAAUAUUUCUGGCUGCGAAAAUAAUGGUUCUUACUGUUCUUAAAGAUGGAAUCCUGUUGGAAUUUCUAAAGGCUCUCCGAAAUUCUGUUUGGCACUGUCAGUGUGACAAAGAAGGUGACUUUAACUCCUGGAUUGAUUUUUAAAAGUUUUUGAAUUUUCUCUCUGGACUUCUCCUUGAACAUAUUCUUUAAGUGUGUCUAUCUCUUCCUCUUUGAGAGUUAUUAGUAUUUUUGACACUUGAUAUUCAGGUCAAACACGUUUGAUUCAUAAUUAACUCAAUAUCAUUACAAUUAAUUCAUAAUUUAAAGAUUAUUGUACAAAUGUUUAAUUCUUGGUGCUUUUCAUGUUAUUGUCAUUUGCAUAUCAGACAUCCAUAAUCACGAAUAUAUUCAUGUAAUAUUCAUGAUUCAUGUAAUUAUAA
Molecule: messenger RNA, 7435 nt
Organism: Lineus longissimus
Lineage: Eukaryota; Metazoa; Nemertea; Pilidiophora; Heteronemertea; Lineidae
Product: protein inscuteable homolog
Exons: 13
Coding region: 256-1827 (523 amino acids)
Biological process (GO): establishment of mitotic spindle orientation; regulation of asymmetric cell division; apical protein localization
Cellular component (GO): apical cortex
Molecular function (GO): protein binding; cytoskeletal adaptor activity
Source: RefSeq, a predicted model, not a curated record